Messenger RNA from Epinephelus fuscoguttatus (brown-marbled grouper), 5699 nucleotides. RefSeq names its product sedoheptulokinase (gene shpk). Gene Ontology annotation, molecular function: sedoheptulokinase activity. Bases 222 to 1607 code for a protein of 461 amino acids. Gene Ontology annotation, biological process: cellular response to lipopolysaccharide; carbohydrate metabolic process. Lineage: Eukaryota; Metazoa; Chordata; Actinopteri; Perciformes; Serranidae. The transcript has 7 exons. Gene Ontology annotation, cellular component: cytosol. The record is from RefSeq and is a predicted model, not a curated record.
GAAAUAAAAAAUAAAGGCCAAACUGCGCCAGCAAAGGACAUAAUAUAUAAUAGAACAUACAGUUAAAUACGUAUAUAUACGUAUAAGAUAAUAGAAAAAUAGCUACUAUGACCCUACUAUGACCUACGGAAGCUGAAAAGGUAAAAUUACGAUUUCCUACUUCAAAGUGAACGCAGCAGAGUAGACUUUACCCUAUUGUCAAAGUAGUCUCAUCAGUAGCAAUGUCUGCAUAUAUUCUGGGUGUAGACGUGGGUACCACUUCGGUAAAAGCCGUUUUAUUAGAAACUGGCUCCAGGUCGGUGGCUGCCACUCAGGCUUUGCCGACUACGUCUGAUAUAAUCGACCACAGCGGAUUAAAGGCGAAAGAGCAGGACACCGGCCGGAUCAUCGACACUCUGAACCGGUGCAUGGGCCUGCUGCCCAGAGACAAGCUGCAGCAUGUGAGGAGCAUCGGGGUAUCCGGUCAGAUGCACGGGGUUUUAUUCUGGAAAGCAAAGAGCGGCUGUGAUUGGUCCAAGAGGGAUUUCUUCACAGCCAGAGACACCAGUCAGCUCAUCACUUGGCAGGAUGGCCGCUGCAGCAGUGACUUCCUGUCCUCACUUGCAAAACCAGACUCACACCUUAGUGUAGCCACAGGUUUUGGCUGUGUGACAAUUCUCUGGUUCAUGAGACACAGGCCGGAGUUCCUUGAGGAGUACACAGCUGCAGGAACCAUCCAGGACUAUGUGGUGUCCAUGCUGUGCGGUUUGGACGGGUGCGUGAUGACGCCCCAGAAUGCAGCCAGCUGGGGUUUCUUCAACACCUCCACCAACCAGUGGAAUAUAGACAUUCUGAAGGGUGCCGGCUUCCCUUUGCACCUACUUCCUCGGUGUGUGCCGUCUGGUGGCUCGGCAGGACAGACUUGCUCCGACUGGCAUGGUAUCCCUGCUGGUACGCCAGUGGGUGCCGCCUUGGGAGACUUCCAGUGCUCUGUCUACUCCUGCAUGAGUGCACGAACAGAUGCAGUUCUCAACAUGAGCACCUCGGCCCAGCUGACCUUCGCCAUGCCGGCUGACUUCAAACCUCCAGACUCUCCUCAGCCUGCCUGCUCCAUCUCCUACUUCCCCUACUACGAUUCGUACUUGGCAGUGGCGGCUUCGCUGAACGGAGGGAAUGUUCUGGCCACUUUUGUGGGGAUGCUCACUGCAUGGAUGAAAGAGCUGGGAGUGGAGCUGAGUGAUUCGUGCCUCUAUGAGAAGCUGAUUGGUUGCGCCCUGAGGCAGGAGACGACCGACCUGAGGGUGAGUCCCACCAUCCUGGGGGAGCGACACGACCCUCUCUCCCUUGCUCAGGUGACCAACAUCUCUACUACCAAUCUCUCCCUGGGUCAUGUGACCAGGGCACUGUGCCGCGGAGUCAUCGACAACAUCACCUCCAUGAUGCCUGCUGAGCUUCUGCAGCAGGCGGGGGUCAGCAGGAUUGUGGGCAGUGGGAGUGCCAUCGCCCGAAAUGAGGUGCUGAGGCAGGAGGUGGAGAAAGCGUUUCCUCUGCCGGUCGUGUAUGGACAGGACGCGGACUCUGCUGUCGGCGUCGCCAUGGUUCUCUGUGACCUAAUGAAUGAGUCUUAAUCCACAGGGGAAUCCCUGUGCUGGACGUUUACAUGAUUAAUUCAGAGUUUUGCACAUUUUUAAUUAACUUAAUUAAAGGUAUCAUUUGUUUAAUAUAUGAGCAAUCAGGCAAAGUGUAGCGCUACAACAUGUUUUGCUCUGUAGCCUCUUUCACAUGUCGUUUCCGGUAAAUGACCCGGAUCAGCCUUGUAGUCACCGCUAGUGCCGAGGCAGUGCCGGAAUAGAUGGAGCAAAGGACAGUCCAGCUGAUGGUGGUGAUGGAAGCAACCUCCAUUAAACCUAAACAGAAGAAGACAGGGCUGGAUGUACAUGGCAGAAAAAGUCUCUUAGGGGGCUUUCCAGGCCCCCAUGAAAUUAGCUCAGCCUUGCAGCAAUUUUUUCCCAGUGGCCACUGGUGGCAUUGCAGCAAAAAAAUCUCCUGCGGCCCAGAGAGCAUUUCCCCCUUAGGCCACCACUGUAAAAGACAAGUCCGUAAAACUGUUGACGCCUUGAACUGCCAACAAGGUCAAUUAUGAAUCUUUCUGUUUUUAAUUUUGGGCCAUGGUGGUUUUAUAUUUUUAAAACUUUCCUUACGCCGAGAAAAGCAAUUGAAAAAUCUGUGAUGUGAGCUGAGCAGGAACUCGCAGAAGAAACACUACUGCGAAGCCGAACACCGUUCAUCUGCACACACUGUGAUGCCACACAGCUGGUUCAAUAUCAGCAAAGUUUCCCUUUAUAUUCAUUGUCUUCUGUGGUGAUCAGCAGUGAUGUGGUGGUUCACUUUUACACUGUGAUCUGUAGUCUAUAGUUGGGCUUUAGCUUCUAACUAUCUUUGUCUUUUUUGACCUGUUUUUGCAGCUGAAUCAUUUUGACGUCGUGGCUAUAUCCUUAAAAUGCAUAUUGUAGACAAGCUGCAAACUCCAGGACUGAAAAGUAAAGUCAAACCUAAGUGCCAAAAACUGCAGUUCUUUGAACGGCCACUUGAGGCUGCCUCCAGAUACCAGUCAAUCCCCGUAGACAACCAUGUUAAAUAUCCAACUUUACAGCAGAAAUAAACAUGUUUACAGCCUGGUGCAACAAAUGGUUUGGUCUCUAUAGUUAUUUUCCCCUGUUAUGACUGUACAGGAGGUGAAUUUUUAUAUAACUCACCUGUUGACAUUUUAUUAGGGCUUUAAGUUAUGCAUAGUUGAAGGUGUGACAGGUUGUCUGCUGAUAGUGUCCUUGGCCCCUCAUUCCGAUCUACGCCUCGCUCCUCCACAGCUCCAACCUCUUGCCCAAAUAUGGUCACUUCUGGCUCCAAAAAAAUCAAGAUGCCAACGGCCAAAAUGCAGAACUCGAGUCCACAAACCUUUGGGCGACGUCACAGUAGCUAUGUUCGUCAUUUUCUGGGCCUAAGUCCAUUUGAAAAGGUGGUCUUCAGUACAGUUCAUAUGUACUCUGGUAUGGUACACAUCAGGUGUGAACACCAACUGUACCAAAACAAGGAAGUGGAGUGCUAUUUAACAGAACUAGGAAGAGUUCUUAACCUGUUAUGAAACAGUUUCAAGUUAAUACUGAUGCCUCUAUAUCAGAUGGCAGGAAAGACUUAGAUCCGUCCUUGCUGCCGCCUUCGAUCUGCAGUCUGAGCUCGGGUGGCAGUAGGCGGAGAGCUCCAUGCUUUACAGCAGUGGCUCCUCCUCUGGCCAGGAGCAGAGCUUUUUCGACAGGGCCCUCACUCCUGGGCUGACCUGAAUGCUUUGAAACUGUAAGGCUUCGAUCAUGUCUAUUUUGAAGUGACGUGCGUGCUAACAAAGUGUCUGUCAUGUUGUUUUAAGCUGCAUUGACUUAUGUCCUCAUCUCUUAUUUACCGGGAAGGUUUGAUUAAUUGCAGCCCUUCUUCCCCGAAUCUUUGGUGCCCGAAAACUGGUAUUCAGGACAGCCCGACUCCUCCCUGCUGAAUAUGGUCUCUUGGCAGCAGUGUCCAUGUGUGGCGCCCUUUUUUGCGCUGUUGCCCCCCAAAAAUGUCACAAUGAUGAUGCAAGUGUACCCAGGUAUGGAGUGCGGUACGUUAACAAGUAUGGUAGGAAGCAAUCGUAACUAAAAUGAAAAUUAUUUUAGGGAAUAUUUCACUGAUAUACCCGGCUUUUUCCGGGUCUGUUUAGUUGUGUUUUAGUCAUGUUUUAUCAGAUAACAUGUUGCCACAAUAGAGAGUUAUAGCAUAAAACCUAGAGUUGCCAUUUUUCAAAGAUGCUCAUCAUUAAUGAGAAAAAAAUCUACUGUUAAAGAGCUCAUUUCUUCGCUGACAGCGGCCUCAUCAGAGCAGUAUACAGUGCAACAACAAACUGAGCCGUAAAAUAGUGAAAGCCCAACAAUCUGCCAUUGCCUCACUCUUCAGCUGUGACAUAGAUGCAGUAUUAACGUGACAAGAUCAUGCUCAUUCUAUGCAUGUAACUAAGACAUUACUGUAUAUAUAAAACCCAUGAAGUAGAUCGAAAUCACGGCGCUGCUGGAAUGCGUCAAAGAUUGAAGAUCACAAUUUUAUGAUCCAUAACAGGAUCUCCAUAUUUGAGCGUGCACUGCUUCUUUAAAUGAAAGCGUAGUUACAGCGUGGUUUAUCAGCAGGACCCGCAGUGAGAUGAGGCAUAGCAACUAUUAACAUGUUAGCAUUGGAGCAGAAAAUAGGCUAUGAAGGAAAUGUCCUCUCCUCAGUUGUUACUGUCAUUUUCUUUCACUUCCAUCUGUCUUAUGGUUUCUAUGUCGCUGCGUGUGAGGAGCUUAUUUUCUUUCAAAUUUCCACUUACCAUCUCAGCAAGUCCAAAAAGAAAAGCCACCUCUUUAUCCUGAGCUGUGGUGAUUCAAUAUAGAUAAGAAGCGUCUAUAAUCAUUGGACUGUGGCAGUGUAGUAAACUGUAUUUGUGUUUGUUAGAAGCCUUUUUUAAAUACCAGAGUGGAUACAUAUUCCUUUCAUCACAUCUUUAUCACCUGAUAGUAAACUCUGUACUUUUUGUCCAUCAUGAGACCCUGUAGGAAUGAUGAAUUCUGUAGGACUUUUUUCCAGUAAGUUGAUUGGAUCCGAUUCUCUGAAGUUAACUCUUUAAAUUAAAACUUUCUGGUGCUAUUUUUAUGCCUUCACGUUGGCGACAGCUGUGGUGAGAGGUGUUAUGUCUUCAGGUCAUCCAUCUGACCCAUUCUCAUGAAUUCAAUAUCUCAGGAAGAACUUGAGGGAAUUUCUUCAAUUUUGGCACAAACGUCCACCUGGGCUCAGCAAUGAUCUGAUUAGAACCACAUUUUUGGCGAUUACUCAAGAAUUCAUACAGUAAUUACGGAAUUUUUUUUCACAGAUGUCUAAUAGGAUGAAACGUUGACGGGAUAACUAAAGACUGAAUAAAAUAAUGGACGUAGAUCAAAGUUGCUAGUAGGGGUAGUGGUGCAAUGGAUAAUGUGUCUGACUAUGGAUCAGAUGAUUCUAGGUUUGACUCCUGUCUAGCUUGUAUGAAUCUUUUGCAAUUUUCCCCCACUGUGGGAUAAAUAAAGGAUUACCUUAUUAUUAAGCAUAACUUAAAGCCACAAUAAAAUGUAAACGGGUGAGUUACAUAAAAAAUCCCCCCACCCCCCCGGACCGUUACGAUGAAGGGGGAGAUUAGCUAAAGCUACCAGAAUGUUUAUUUUUGCUGUGAAGUUGGACAUUUUAACAUGUGUUUUGACUCACUCUUGGAGCCAGCCCCAAGUGGCCUGCUAGAGGAAGUGCAGUUUUUGGCACUAUCGUGCUAGCUUCGUUUUUCAGCCUCGGAGGUUGCUGCUGGAUGGUUCCCAACCUUUCUAGUUAACGGACCCCUUUUUAUCAUUCAGUGAGGUGACGACCCCUGACUGAGUGGCAUAUUUAAUGGAUAUUUCAGUCUUGAUUUUUUUAAACUGGUGGCAUCCUAUUAAUUAACAAAAAGUUUCUGUUUUGUUUUUGUUUUUUUUAUAAUUGCUUAGCAAAUUGUUGUCAAUGAGCUGCUACUGUUUCUGUUAUUGUACAGAUUUCUUUCUUAGAGUGUGGGCCUGUGUAGUUUUCUGCAAUGAGCCAUUAGUUAACAGCUGAUGAGAUGUUCCUGUGGUGCAAAUAAAUCCGUAUUAAUAAUUAAUGUUUGU